This is a messenger RNA of Ctenocephalides felis (cat flea), 566 nucleotides long. RefSeq lists its product as uncharacterized. Gene Ontology annotation, biological process: regulation of DNA-templated transcription. The transcript has 6 exons. Lineage: Eukaryota; Metazoa; Arthropoda; Insecta; Siphonaptera; Pulicidae. Gene Ontology annotation, molecular function: DNA-binding transcription factor activity; DNA binding. Gene Ontology annotation, cellular component: nucleus. Bases 138 to 566 code for a protein of 142 amino acids. The record is from RefSeq and is a predicted model, not a curated record.
UCGGCGAAACAAAUGUUUGUGCAAAUUGUUGUUUGUUUAAUGAAUAUUUUAUAAAGUGAUCUUAAAUUAGUUAAAUUUAUUUUUUUAAUUAAUUCUUUGUUUCGCUUUAAAAGUUUAAAUUAUACUGCAUCUUAACCAUGAGUGACAAUCUAGGUGACUUGGAAUAUAUACUGCCUCGGAUUACUACUGAUGAUUUACGGGAAUUGAACUUGGAUUUAAAUUCAUGGUCUGAUAGCAAUCAGACUGAACUUCCAUUUCUGGCCAUACCACCUGAUUCAGAUCCAGCACAGCGGGAUAUUAAAACUGAGCCGACUAGUCACUCCUCUGCAGAAUAUGAUGGUUUUUCUACCAUGGCGCUACAGAAUAUGAAUUCAGCUGCCAUUCAACAUUCAGUACAAACUGUUCCCAGUAACAAGGACUUUGCUGGGGAUUACAACUUUGAUCUCAAAGUAGCAUGUAGCAAACUUGGACAACAAAAACCUCAAGUUACUUACUCUCAAAAACUGAAUAAGGCUUUUAUCAACAUGGGACAUACACUGCCAAUAGAUUUUUUUGGAACCCUAUGA